Molecule: messenger RNA, 3204 nt
Organism: Pimephales promelas (fathead minnow)
Lineage: Eukaryota; Metazoa; Chordata; Actinopteri; Cypriniformes; Leuciscidae
Source: RefSeq, a predicted model, not a curated record
GAACAUUUCCUGCCUCGGUGUGACUCACGCGCGCUUCCUCUCAGAUGAGAACGAGACGCGCGCGCCCGCGCCGGUAUAAGAGCGCCGGUCUGGACUCGAGUCACACACGCGACGCGACGCGUUGAGCUGUGAUGGAGCGGUUCGGUUCUGUCGGCUGUGGCUCGGUUCUUCUCGCGUGUCUGAUGAUGUCUGGUACAUCCGCCAUGCUCCCUUCAACCAAUCAGCACAGUCGGUGUAAGUCAUGUGACCCUCAGCCGGCCGCCUGCAGGGCCAAUGAGUGCAUCUCAAACUGUAGCGUAUCGAGAGUCUGCCCGAAUCCACAGGACGUCUGCGCCGCCGUCUGGUGGAGGAAAGCUGGGAUGGUUACCGUGGAGACGAUGUGUCACGACCCCACGCGAGCGCUGCGCGGUGUGAUGUUGCAGGAUUACAACGGAUCUGUGUGUGUGUUGAGCAUCAGACAAUCCUUGCGUGUGUGUGCCUGUACGGGACACGAGUGUAACGAGCGCCUGCUGCUGAACACACACACUGAGGGGGAGGACAAGAUAGAGACAUCGAGUGCAUCAGUAAUUAAAGUGUUCAAGGUCCCUCAGCUCUGUAAGUUCUGCGACAUCGAAUUCACGACGUGUAACGCCACCGGCGUCUGCGAAUCCUUCUGCAAAGUCACAUCGAUCUGCGAGAAUCCCGAGGAAGUGUGUGUCAGUUCCUGGAGGAGAGAGGAAGGGAACGCCACCAUCGAGACGGUGUGUCACCACCCAGCGCUGAGGUUUCGUGGCCAGUUCCUGAAGGACUUCAACAGCAAAACCUGCGAGAUGAAGCGAGUGAAGGGGGCGGAGGACGAGUUCAUCUGCUCCUGUAACGAGGAAGAGUGUAACGGCCGCCUCAUCUUUCCUGACGGUGCGGAUCCGGUUUCUCCCAGAUCGGAGGAGCCGAAGCUCCCGUUUCUGAUGCUGGUCGGUCUGGUUUCCUCUGCGGUCGUGCUGGUCCUGCUGGUCUCGCUGCUCUUCGUCUACUGGGUGUAUCGGCAGCACAAAGCGCCCGCGUCCAAAGGCAAAAGCGAAAGCGAAACCUGCGCCAUCAUCAUGAACGAAGACCGCUCCGACAACAGCCUGAACCACAACUUGGAGCUUCUUCCCAUCCAACUGGACUCAUCCGUCGGGAAAGGCCGGUUCGCCGAGGUCUUCAGAGCCGGACUCAAGCAAGCCAGCCAAUCCUUCCAAACGGUGGCCGUGAAAAUAUUCCCGUAUGAAGAAUACGCCUCGUGGAAAACCGAGUGGGAGAUUUACUCCGACGCCGAGCUCCGGCACGAGAGCGUCCUGCACUUUCUGACCGCCGAGGACCGGAAAGCGUCGCGACAGUAUUGGCUGAUAACGGCCUAUCAGGAGCGAGGAAACCUGCAGGACUUCCUGUCGCAGCACGUGAUUAGCUGGGACGAGCUGUGCCGAUUGGCCGGUUCGCUGGCGAGGGGCGUGGCUCAUCUUCACGCCGAUCGGACGCCGUGCGGACGAGCUAAAGUGGCCAUCGUCCACCGAGACCUGAAGAGCGCUAACGUGCUGGUGAAGUCAGACCUCACGUGCUGUCUGUGUGACUUCGGCCUCAGUCUGAGACUCGACACCUACACGUCUCCGGAGGAACUGGCCAACAGCGGACAGGUGGGCACGGCGCGGUACAUGGCUCCAGAAGUGCUGGAGUCCCGGAUGGACCUGGAGAACAUCGAGUCCUUCAAACAGGCGGAUGUUUACUCCAUGGCUCUGGUUCUGUGGGAGAUCGUGUCCAGAUGCAGCGCCACCGGAGAUGUGCGGGAAUACGAGCCUCCGUUCGGGAAGCUGAAGGAGCAUCCGUGUGUGGAGAGCAUGAAGGAUGAUGUCAUCAGAGAUCGACUGAGACCCGAGAUACCGGUCAGCUGGAGCAACCACACGGGCGUUCAUCUCCUGAGCUCCACCAUCGAGGAGUGCUGGGAUCACGACCCCGAGGCCCGGCUGACGGCGCAGUGUGUCGUGGAGCGUCUCAGUGACAUCAUCAGCUCUGACAUCAUCAAGAGCACAGGGGAUUCUGGGAGCGACGACAAGUAGAGCAAGCGCCGGAUCACGGACGUCCAGACACACACUGCACUUUACAGGAGCAGGAACAUUUACACGCGUCAGGUGAUUUUAUUCAGCCAAACUGCAGAAACACACACUCUUCCUCGGUGUUUCGGUCUCGUUUCCCAGCGUAAACAUCUAAACACUCUUAUAUCCUCAUCCGUUUACUGGAGAUUCACAAUGACUGAAGAUAUUGAGUCUUGUUUUAUGAAAACUGCAUCAAAAUUAAUCAAGAAAAUCUGCUAAUGGAGUCAGAAAAAUAAACUUAAGACAAAGGAAAACAACAAUCUGUGGCAGAUAAUUGUUGUUUUAAGCACAAACUUGCUAAAUUUUGUUUUAUAGCAAUUUAAUGUCUUUGUCUUUUUGUUUCUCUUGUAAAUGUAUCUUGAAUUACGAGUUUUCAGAUAUUUGUGCCGGAAAACUAGAGGUUUUUUUUAACUAUUAUUCAGUAUCAGGAGCACGUGUAUGACGUCAGUUGCUCGUUACGUAUUAUCAUUAAGCUUCAGGGAAAAUCUGCUCCGCUGACGUGAAACAGUCAAACAUUGAGGAACAGGAAGUGAGGUCAUGGCCGGAUGUGAACAAUAUUCACACGCAAAGGAUUCUGGGACAUGUGAACUCUGCAAGAGCAUCCAUAAGGCUCUCUGUGAACUUACAGUAUUAUAAAGCCUCAAAAACCUUCAUGUUCGGGAUUAUAAAUCAGAUCAAAUCCAGCUGAUUUAAGUGUUAAUAAUCCAUGACACAACCAAAGAGAUGAAAUAUGAAUGUUGAGACUCUCAGGUCAAGCUGUUUAUUAAUGUGAAAAUACAGUCUAUGGACUUAUACACACGUGCCUUACAGAGCAAACGCUGAUGCACAUCUCAUUUACGUCAAUGUAGAUGAUCAGUUAAUAUCUGUUAAUGAGUAUAUGAAACAUCAACAACAUCCAGUUUAUAAAAGCAACAUUUAUAAAAGAAAAAGCACUUUUUUGUAAUACAUAUAUCAUUGUGUAAAUGUAUCUAAUUGUGUAAACUCAUAAAAUCAUUGAUUGUUUGUGAAUGUUAUUGUGUGUUAUAGAUUGAAUCUGAUGCUUUAAAUUAACAUGAAACCCAAUUUACUCAAUUUACUUUCUGGUCAUCAGUCCAAAUUA